AUGCCGAAAAAUAAAAAUAAGAUGAAUCCCAAAGAAGAAUCGGAGAAUGUGAUUUACCUCAAAAAGGAAAUUGGAUCAUAUUUAGCUAUUGCAUUAGCCGAAUUAUGCGUCAAAAGACCGCCGAAUCCUAUCGACUUUUUAGCCAAAAUAUUAAAAAGUUGUUAUACUUUUAUUGAACUGGAUAAACAGAUGGAAAAGGAAAAGGAGGAAAGAUUUGAAGUUGAUACUCCUCUCCACUUGGAUUCGGAUCACUCUUUGAAGAUAGAUAUGACAAAAUUUCAAUUUACGUACGAUUAUAAUACUCAUCCGUUGCAAUGUGAAACGACAAGAGGUUUGUUGCCCGAAGCAAAGAACAGCUCUUCACGAAGAAUUUCGGUAGAAAGUAAAAUCGACACGAGCUUAAACCGAAUAAAAAAAGAUCCUCCGGGAGAAUUAAAAACGUCAUCUCAGGAUACAGUCGAAGAAUAUCCUUCACGAGUAUGGAAAGUAGUUAAGGAAGAAGUUAUUCCAGCGUUUACUGGAACUGAAGAUGAAGAAACUUAAUAAAACAAUAAAAUAUAAACUAUGUUAAUAAUAUUGAAUAAACUACUUUGAAAAGUUAUGCAAAUAUUUUCUUACUGAUAAUUUAUUCAUAUGACUAAUAAAUGGGCCUAUAAGCAUGGCCAUCCAGCACUUGUAUGGGGCUCGGAGUAGAGUGGUCCCCUUUUGCCAUUUUUUAAAAAAAACAGAUGAAAUAUGUAGAAUGCUUCUUUAUUAAUAAA
Molecule: messenger RNA, 761 nt
Organism: Centruroides sculpturatus (bark scorpion)
Lineage: Eukaryota; Metazoa; Arthropoda; Arachnida; Scorpiones; Buthidae
Exons: 3
Coding region: 1-543 (180 amino acids)
Cellular component (GO): Set1C/COMPASS complex
Source: RefSeq, a predicted model, not a curated record